Molecule: messenger RNA, 798 nt
Organism: Oppiella nova
Lineage: Eukaryota; Metazoa; Arthropoda; Arachnida; Sarcoptiformes; Oppiidae
Source: the annotation of a GenBank genome assembly
UAUUCCGCUAAUGUGAUGGUCGACGGAGAGUCCGUUAAUCUAGAUCUCUGGGAUACGGCCGGUCAGGAGGACUACGACCGACUGCGACCCCUAUCCUACCCAAAAACCGACGUCUUUCUCAUAUGCUAUGCAGUGGACGAUCCCUGGUUUCUGACAAACGUACUGAUCAAAUGGUAUCCCGAAGUGAGACACCACUGUCCCAACACACCCAUAAUACUGGUGGGCACUAAACUGGACCUCCGGGACAAUCCCGAAACACUAGACAGACUAAAAGGUCGCAAACAGACACCCAUUACUUACCCCCAGGGCCUGGCCAUGGCUAAGGAUAUCGGCGCCGUUAAGUACUUGGAGUGCUCGGCCCUCACAGGGGAAGGCCUUAAGGAUGUGUUCAAUGAAGCCGUACGUGCCGUCUCGUGUCCUCAGGUCAAGCCUAAUAAAAGAAAGCUCUGUGUGGGUAAAACAAGUCUAUUAAAGUGUUAUACGACGGACAAACUCCUCGACGACCUCUAUAACGGUUGGACGGCCUAUAUUUCUGACUACUAUUCCGGUAAUGUGAUGGUCGACGGAGAGUCCGUUAAUCUGGACCUCUGGGAUACGAUGGGUCAGGAGGACUACGACCGACUGCGACCCCUAUUCUACCCAAAAACCGACGUUUUUCUCAUAUGCUAUUCGGUAGACAACCCGUCGUCCUUUGAAAACGUACGGAUCAAAUGGUAUCCGGAAGUGCGACACCACUGUCCCGACAAACCCAUUAUACUGGUGGGCACUAAACUGGACCUCCGGGACAAUCCCGAAACA